UACUGUGCAUGCUGUGUAGAUUCAAUGAUUUAUAAAUCGUGUGGAUGGCUCUUCAUGCUCUCUGUGCCUGCUGUAUGAGCCAAUCAGCAUGCUAUAAAGAUCAGUGAAUUUUCACAGUCUCUGUACAGUAUCAAUAAAUAAGACAACCUUUUCAGCACAAAUGACUGGAUCAUUUCUGCUCUACCUUCAGUCAUCAGCUCAGUAUUUUCCAAUUAAAGGCAGAUCCCAGACAAAUCCCUUGUUAACAGCGAGCGGGGUCAGAGCCAUGCCGUGGGUUGAUGUAGCAGAGUUGCUAGGAGGCAGAGGGAAUUUGGAGGGAGGGGAAUGAAGAGAAGGGUAGAAGUAAACCAGAAAGAGGAACAGGAAGUGUCCCGACAGUCAGGUAGAGAGAGGUGCAGAGAUGGCCCAGGCACGCAGGAAGGUGAAGCUGCUGGGGGUGAUGAUGAUGGUGAACUUCUUCAUCUACAUUGUGGUGGAGGUGGCCCGCAGCAGCAGCCAGGGCAAGGGCGGCCAGGACAAGGUGCACAUACCCACCGAGAAGUUCUGGAAGAAGCUGGCGGUCAGCGAAGCCUACUGGAACCGUGAACAGCAGAGGUUGGAUUUCAUCCACAACCCCAUCUUGAGCUCUGAGAAUGGCUCUGCCUCCGGCCUGCCGGACUGGCUCAACCACACGGCCGACCGGAACUCCUGCGAUCCGGACCUGAGCGUCACCACACAGGUGAAGGACUACAACUCCCUCCCAGCGCGAUUCAAGGACUUCCUGCUGUACAUGAGGUGCAGGUCCUACCCCAUGGUGGUGGACCAGCCCCACGUGUGCCGGGACCCGCCCUUCCUGCUGCUGGCCGUCAAGUCGCUGGCGCCCCACUUUGACCGGCGGCAGGCCAUCCGCGAGUCGUGGGGGCGUGCUGGCAAGCUGGCCAAUCGCACUGUGGCCACCGUCUUCCUGCUGGGAAACGCCACAGCGAUGGACCACUUCCCUGACCUGUCGGGGAUGCUGCGGCAUGAGAACCGGCUGCACCGUGACCUGCUGCAGUGGGACUACAGGGACACCUUCUUCAACCUGACCGCCAAGGAGGUGCUGUUCCUGGACUGGCUGCACCACCGCUGCCCCGGUGCCAGCUUCGUCUUCAAGGGCGACGACGACGUCUUCGUCAACACCCACCGCAUCCUGGACUUCCUGGCCGGCCUGCCCCCCGCCAAGGCCAAGGACCUGUUCGUGGGGGACGUGAUCACUAAUGCCGGCCCGCACCGGGACAAGAGGCUCAAGUACUUCAUCCCGGAGAGCCUGUACGUGGGGCCGUACCCGCCGUACGCGGGGGGAGGGGGCUUCCUGUACUCGGGCGACCUGGCCCUGCGUCUGCGGAACAUCUCCGCCCGGGUGCCCCUGUACCCCAUCGACGACGUCUACACGGGCAUGUGCCUCAGGAAGCUGGGCCUGGCGCCCGAGAAGCACAAGGGCUUCAGGACCUUCGACAUCGAGGAGAAGUACAGGAGCAACGCCUGCGCCUACAAGAGCCUGAUGCUGGUGCACAGCCGGACUCCGCAGGAGAUGAUCAAAAUCUGGGCGUGGCUCAGUGACCCCGAUCUCAGCUGCCAGUGAGGGAGGGCAGCUGGGCACAGCUUCUUCAGGGGUUUGCUAUCAGAGGAGCAGUGAAGAUGUCGGCAGCUGAAUUAAUUUUCGUUGUUGGUAGAUGUUGCUGUUAUCAUACUACUCAUUCCCCUGUGUUUCUCACAGGCCGAGAGCCUGGUAAUCUUAAUACUGCUGUACUGUCCGGCAAGGAGAUUGAAAGAGAGUGGUGUCUGUGAUUCAUUUAAAGCAUCAAAGGCAUUCUUACCACUCUCUCGUUUGUACUUGAUUUUAAAGCAGACUGUAAGAAUGUAGAGUUGCACAGCUGACUGUUCUGUCUGAGGGCAUGAUGGGAUGUAUAAUGGGGGUUUAUGGGUGUAUGAGGGAGAGCGCUAUACAGCAGACCAGCCUUGGCUGGUCAUGACACCUGCAGGUGCAGGCCGGUCUGUUCCAGGUUACUCCAACCCUCUCCCUUUAGCCACCAGUACACCCGGUAACACAGCAGCUUGGCUCACAGGUGAAUGACUCCUGUCCAGAGUCUGUUGGUGGCAUUUAAAAGAAAUGCUGAGGACCUUGAAGGGCUGGAUUUGUGUGGGUUCAUGUCACAGUGCAGAAUGUUACUUUUAUACCAAACAGAGAAGCUUCUCCAUAACUAGAAAGACAUCUUCCAGCAGUGAUGGUGAGGUCUUGAGCUUUAGUCAGUGUGUUUUAUGUUAUUUUUUUUAUCAAUUUGCGCCCACAUUAAGAACAGGGGAUAGGUAGGGAAGAUGGUGGGAAAGCAAUACUGCUGUACUGUUAUUUCAAAUUGAAA
Messenger RNA from Megalops cyprinoides (Indo-Pacific tarpon), 2378 nucleotides. Its product is annotated as N-acetyllactosaminide beta-1,3-N-acetylglucosaminyltransferase 2-like. The record is from RefSeq and is a predicted model, not a curated record. Gene Ontology annotation, molecular function: hexosyltransferase activity. The transcript has 2 exons. The coding region runs from base 401 to 1600 and encodes 399 amino acids. Gene Ontology annotation, cellular component: membrane. NCBI's taxonomy places the organism in Eukaryota, Metazoa, Chordata, Actinopteri, Elopiformes, Megalopidae.